UAAACACCUUUGUCGUGAAUGAGGGAGUGAGCAGAUGCACGUCAUUUCCCUGAAGAGCGCCGCUUCCUUGGAAUCGCUCGCGCUGCUUACUGUCGAUGUCGCUCUGAAAUUAUACGGAUCUUACCAAAAAUGGGAUUUACUUCACUUGAAGAGCAAUCAUUUCGACAGGAUUAACCUUUUUUUUUCUCACUCGAAGAUAUAAUAUGUGAAAACUGUAUUAAAAUUCGCUGGCAAUAAUGCGGAUACAGAUCUAUAUCAGUGUCACUGUCUUGAUCUUAGUCCAGAAAUCCGCCUCAGAGGCCGUGAGUCGCCCGCCUCCUCCUGCUAACGUGUCCAUACAGUGUGACAGCUAUGGAGUUGAAGCACGAUGGAAAUAUCCUGACCUCAGUCGGGAUGUACACUUUUUUGUGGAGGUGAAUGAUUUCAGUGAAAGGAAAAAUAAGACCACACAAAAUCUAAGUUUAAACAUAUCCAGUAUGCUGUUUAAUCCAGAAUUCAAUCGCUAUUUUGUCACUGUGAGGGCCGUGCGGGGAGGACAGGAAUCAGAUCUAUGCGAAUCAGCUAUUUUCAGCUUCAAUACAAAUGCCGACAGCAAAAUAAAGUGUUAUUUGGAUUUUCCCGAGGUUGAACUUUUUCCCAAAGAUGGUAAACUUCACGUCCAGUUCAUCAACCCUCCAUAUCUGUAUGGAGACACGCCGGCUCUGAGGAACCUCAAUGAUGAUCUGAAUUACUCUAUUGAAACAGAAGAGACUGAGAAUAAAUCAACCUGUGAAAGAAAGAAUAAAACAUGCGAGACGUCCAUUGAGUUUUCUGAGCACAGAGGAGUGUACUGUGUCAAUCUGACAGGAAAGUUUGGACAGAGACCACUCAAUCCUAGAAGCAGCUGUUUCGAAGGAGACAUAAGAAUCUAUCCAUCGUUCACCAUGUACCUGUAUCCAGUGAUGGGAGUCGUCUUAACGUUGAUUUUCAUAACCGUCAUCAUUAUGCUGCUAGCGAAGAAAUUCAACUCAGGAAUUAAGAAGAAUGCUAUCACUGCAUUUCCCAAGUUUUUGGUUUUCAACCCAGCAUCAACAGACCAGUGCAAAGUGCUGAGUGUGAAGCCGGAGAUUAUGGACAGCAAAGUGCAGAUCGAACCGGUCAGGGAUCCUCACGAACAAACCACGUUAAUAGAGAUGUACAGCGAUGAGGAGCAGUCCUCCGGUGACAGGGAUGUGGGAAGAGGUGACUCAGACAAUCAAUGUGCAUAUGGGCCUAAUAUGCUUGAUGAAGAUGAGCCGGGCAACCUUUCGGAUGGCUACGACAGUCCACACGUCGACGUACUCAGUCUGUAGAUGAGUCGUGGAGAUACGGUGAAUGUUUAUGGAUCCUAGAGACUCCCCAAGGCACUCCUUGGAUUGCUUCCAGAGGUUUAGAAGUGAAGGAAAGUCCCAUACAGACAGUAAAAGCACCUGCUGCCAGGAUGUUCUGGGAACAUGACACAGGUUGGGGGCUGUUCAAACAAAUACAAGCCCUCAUAUGACAUCAUGAAAUGGAAUUCCCCCGAGGUUUUCCGGUUCAUGGCAGAAUGGAAAAAUCAUGUGUUUGGCAUUUGUCUUCAUUACUGACACUCCCUUUAUUUGAAUUGAAACUCCUUUUGAAUUGACACUAGUUCAGGGGGGGUAAGCAUAAUGCUUAUAGUUGUUGCUACAUGUGGUAGUUUGAUCUACAGGUCGGCCAGAAUCACAUCAUUUGGCCUUUGAACAAAGAUUUACAACAUCAUUUACAAGUACUGCUCAGGUCAUGUGACUCGUGUCAUUGGAUUUGUGUUGUAUUCUCGCACGUCUCGUCGGAAUUACCACCAUUGCAAAAUAACUUGCAUUUUGUGUUUCUGUGGCAACACUCACAACACCAAACGGAUCAUUCAUUCACCUCUAUAUUUAUCUUUUUUUUUUAAAUAUGAAAUGCACCAAGGUAUCAUGAGCAAUAAUAGAAUGGCACAUCAAACAGAAAUGUACACUACCGUUCAAAUAUUUGUGGUCAGAAAGUAUUUUUUCAGCAGGGUAGCCUUAAUAAGAGUCUUCCUUCAAAAACAUAAAAAAAAUCUUACCGACCCCAAACGUUUGAACGGUAGUGUAUGCAGUUAACUCUUAUAAAAUACGUCCAGCUUGCAAUUACAAUUUCCAGCAAAAACAUGAACAUUAGAGCGCAUUGUCAUGUAGCAGAUCUUCAAGCUCACUCCAGAUGAAAACAGGAACUUUUAUUUCAGGUCAAAGUUGUUUAUUAUUCAGAUCAUUUGAAUGACAUUUAUGCACUUUGUCUAAUCAUGGUAGAGGAGAAGAGAAUUUCAUCAUAAUGAACCGGGAAGCCACUUUAUAAGCCAUCUGUCCUUACAGGCAGCUAAUAGUUUGCAUUAAGUUCAUUAUUGUGCCACUGGUGAAAAUGUGAUUGAUUUUUUUUUUCCUCCCAGAAUGUUUUUUUUAAUUUUUUUUAUUAAAAGCGGGGUGGGUAUUCUAUGAAAAAAA
Molecule: messenger RNA, 2501 nt
Organism: Ctenopharyngodon idella (grass carp)
Lineage: Eukaryota; Metazoa; Chordata; Actinopteri; Cypriniformes; Xenocyprididae
Gene: ifngr1
Product: interferon gamma receptor 1
Exons: 7
Coding region: 237-1331 (364 amino acids)
Molecular function (GO): protein binding
Source: RefSeq, a predicted model, not a curated record